Rhincodon typus (whale shark) is the source of this 1716-nucleotide messenger RNA. RefSeq lists its product as uncharacterized. Bases 288 to 941 code for a protein of 217 amino acids. NCBI's taxonomy places the organism in Eukaryota, Metazoa, Chordata, Chondrichthyes, Orectolobiformes, Rhincodontidae. The transcript is spliced from 2 exons. The record is from RefSeq and is a predicted model, not a curated record.
ACAAUUCUGCUUCAGAGAGAGAGAGAAAAGAAAACAGUGGGGGAAGAGAGAAACGAGUUCAAUUCUUUCAGCGUGUGGGGAUUGGGUUUUGUUUUUUUUGCGAAAAGUGCAGAUUGAGAUUCGCUGCGGUUGGUUGGGACACAUUAAUAAGCAAUCACCUCAGAGAGUGAGUGGGGGGGGGAAAAAAAAAGUUUUAUGCAAAUAGCCAUCCCCAUAAGGAAUAAGGCAGCGAUCCCGGGUCAACAGCGACACAACAUGGAGGAAGUGGAGCUAGGGGGAAGAGAACCAUGAGAGUGGAAGCGGCCGCUCUGGGAGGGAGCAGUGCAGGCACCGGGGCCGCUCUUUCGGGGGAAUGUGCUAGGGCAGUGAGCACCGAGCGAUGCCGAGGAGGAGGUCGAGCGGGGAGCUGCCGCUGCCCAAUGGCUGGGAGGAAGCGCGCGAUUUCGACGGCAGGGUCUUUUACAUCGACCAUAAUACCCGGCAGACAAGCUGGAUCGACCCGCGGGACAGACGAGGGCCUGCUUUUAGAAAGUCCUUCACAGUCAAUGCCAUACAAUUUGAAAUGGGGACAACAGUUGGCAUCUAGCAGAAUGAACAGCCAACCAAGACAUAGCCAGCUCCCAGGAACAGCAUUAUGCCAACGACCAGAUAGCCUGUUUUCUUGGAGCUUGCUUGCAGGAUUAAUGUUGGCCAGACCAAAUGUGCUGAUGAUGGGUUGUUUGAGAUUGAAGGAAGGUGGGGCGAAGAAGCUGUCGUGUGUGCUUUUCCUCAUGUACUUUGCUUCAUUCUGUCAAUUGAUCUCACUGACUUGUCACUCCAUCAUAUUCAACUCCAAGUCACCUUUUUUCUCUGGACCUGGCUGCUUGAAACAUCUGACCUCCCUUGACCUUUCCUUCAGCUCAUCUGUGUGCAUGGGUGUUGUCCCUGCGCGUUUAAUCUGAGCUGGCUGGUUCAUGCAAGAAAACCACUGGGCCAAGUUGGACAAUGGGUAAUUAGCGCUCUGUUGUGAUCCAUUUCUGUCUAUCAUGCUGCAAAUACCUGAAUCCCAGUCCCAGGAGAGUGCCUAUUUUCAUAUCCUUGUUUCUGUUGAACGCCAGCUCUUUCAAAUACUGCAGCUUUUCUGAAUGAGGCUGUUUAGUUUCUGCCGUGAAUGCCAGGUUGUGGGAAAUCACAAGCCCUGGUCAUAUGUUUGCAGGGAGCUGAAUCAAGACUGUUCAUAUUAAUUUCACAGCCAUCAGACAGUAGCCUAGUGUCCCUGCUGUCUGGGCUGGAUUUCCAUUUAGUGCCACAUCAUUAAAGCAGCACUUGAUGGAACUAUCAGUAACAAAUUAACUUAACCAAAGAGUUUUGUGAAAACUUUUGGGGAUGCAUGUUGCUGUAAUGCAUCUCAGAAUCUGGAAGAACUUUUCUACUCUUAGCGAAAGUAAAUGAAACUGAUGUGCAUUUCAAGAUGCAAUGUGAAAAUUACAAUUGCUGGGAAUCUGAACUAAAAACAGGAAGUGCAGACUAGUCCACCUCUGCAGAUAGAAAAGGCAAAUUGUAACAUUCUUGGUCCUGUUCUGCUCGAACCUCAUAAUCUCUUCUCUCUUUCCAUUCUUGCUGUUAUAUAUUUCUGACGUUUUCUGUAUUUGUUGCAGAUUUUAUGUACGUAAUGAAUAAAAAUGUUCUAGCAGAAAUAAAGGAUUGUGACAUAUAAAUAAAAGAAUCAUGAAUGAA